This is a messenger RNA of Sparassis crispa, 732 nucleotides long. RefSeq names its product Eukaryotic translation initiation factor 3 subunit K. NCBI's taxonomy places the organism in Eukaryota, Fungi, Basidiomycota, Agaricomycetes, Polyporales, Sparassidaceae. The transcript is spliced from 5 exons. Gene Ontology annotation, molecular function: translation initiation factor activity; ribosome binding. Gene Ontology annotation, biological process: regulation of translational initiation. The record is from RefSeq and is a predicted model, not a curated record. The coding region runs from base 1 to 732 and encodes 243 amino acids. Gene Ontology annotation, cellular component: cytoplasm; eukaryotic translation initiation factor 3 complex.
AUGCCAUCCGUAGCAUCAGUCUGGGCAGAACCGCCGACGCGGACACCGCUAAUCGAGAAUCUCGUCUCUGGUGUUGACAGAUAUAACCCCAACAAUGUUGGAAUUCUCGAGGACUACCUGUACCACCAGAUUCGCAGCGAGGAGUACGAUUGCCUCGCGAAUCUAGCCAUCCUAAAACUGUAUCAAUUCAACCCUGACCUGUACAAUCCCGAUGUUGUAAUCAACAUUCUCAUCAAAGCACUCACAUCUUCACCCUUCCCCGACUUCAACCUCUGUAUUUCCCUCCUCGACGAACGGUCGGUGAACGCAAACCCCGACGAGCCCGACCCACUACCCUCCCUCCUCCCUAUUCUCACCACACUGUACAACCUCCUACAGCAGUGCCGCUUUCCCGCGUUCUGGUCGCUCUACCGCUCGGACCAGGUCGAGUCGCUGCGGGACAACUACACGGUCGAGUGCGUCGGCUUCGAGGACUCUAUCAGGGAGGUCGCGAUCCGUGCUGUGAAGGCUGCGUUCACGCGGAUAGGUCGCGAGCGGUUGGGCACGUAUCUCGAUCUGACAGGCGAGAACCUGAACGCGUACAUUGCGAAAUUGGGAUGGACGGUCGACUCUGCGACCGGCGUCAUCACUGUUCCUCCCAAUCCAGACAACCAGAUCGUCUCGACGGUCGUGCAAGAAAAUAUUAAGCUACCUCAGCUAAUCAAAGUUAUUGCGCACACACAAACUGCGUAG